Polypterus senegalus (gray bichir) is the source of this 4165-nucleotide messenger RNA. It is a transcript of the gene kank3, whose product is annotated as KN motif and ankyrin repeat domains 3. The transcript is spliced from 12 exons. Gene Ontology annotation, molecular function: protein binding. Gene Ontology annotation, biological process: negative regulation of actin filament polymerization. Lineage: Eukaryota; Metazoa; Chordata; Cladistia; Polypteriformes; Polypteridae. Gene Ontology annotation, cellular component: cytoskeleton; cytoplasm. The record is from RefSeq and is a predicted model, not a curated record. The coding region runs from base 377 to 3478 and encodes 1033 amino acids.
AACCAUAAACUAUUGUAGUACUUUCCUGCAAAACCUUUGGGUGGGAAUAUGGUACUUUCUUGUCUUUUCUUAAACACAAAUCUCAGAAUUUGUAACGCCGUUCAUCGGAUUUCGGCCAGUGUUCAGCCUCAAGAGAAACGCAGUUUUAAAGGGUAUGUUGUAACCUGCUGACCCUAACGGCCUUCGGAGGUGGAGGUGGGGGGCUCCGUCUGGGGCCAAAGAUCCCAUGAGAGGAAAGUGAAGUCCAUCUGAGCAAAAGGUAAAGGAACUGGAAAAAGAGGAGCAAAGGUGGAAGCUGUGCAUUUGGCAUUAAGUCUGGAAAAGGUGAGGGGAUUGAUCUUCCCUUUACUAGCUUUGAAGAAACUAAUUGAAGAAGAUGGCCCAGUCCUUACAGCUCAACCAGAAGCUCCCAGAUCUGGGAGGCACAUUCCUCUAUGCUCCCCAAGAAGACCAAGGAGGCUCUUAUUCCGUGCAGACUCCUUAUGGCUUUCAGCUUGAUUUGGAUUUUCUCAAGUAUGUGGAAGACAUUGAAAGUGGCCAGAACCUGCGAAGGGUGCCUCAUCUUUCCCGCCGUGGGUCAAGGCCAUCCAAAUCUUCAUCGCUGUCUCAGAGAAGCCCUGGGGGUGGAGGACAAACCAGUGGAUGGACCUCCACAGAGUCCCUCUCAUCUGCAGCCAGCGAGGACGGACGUGCUCCACCGUUGCCUCCACCGCGUGUCCGCACUCUUUCCACCCCUUCAGAGUCCAAUCCCAUAUCUCCACCUUUGCCAGUGGUUACAUCAACAGCUUCCACUAACCCAAAUCUUCCACCACAGCCACCAGUUCGCAACCCCAGAGUAGAGAGGACUUUACUGGAAACUAGCCGGCGACUGGAACAAGAAAAAACUCAAUGGGAGCUACAGAGUGCUUCGAGCAUUCAGCUCACAGACCCACCAAGAGCAGGCAUGGGGGCUAGGAUAAUGGUGAAACCCACGCCCUCCAUCAGUCCAGGUGUGCCCUCACAGGUGCCAUCUGUAAUGUAUACAGGAGAUGUUUUAUCAGCUCCUGCUACACCAAGUCAGUGCCUGGCUCCCUGGUCAAGAGCAAGUCCUCAUAAUUCUGGCCGCAGCACCCCGGCUUCCUCAUGCACACAGACAGCACCUCAGAUUCCACCAGCUCAGCUUCAGACAGUCCGGGAACAGAUGGCAGCUGCCCUUCACCAGCUGAAGGACAUGGAGCAACGAGUUAAAGUGAUUCCAGUGCUGGAGGAAAAAAUUGCCAAGCUACGAGAAGAAAAGGAGAAGCUCCUGUCAACCCUUAACAGCAAGACCCAAACCUCUGAGCAGACAUCCUGCAGUGUUGUCAACAAUUCAAACGACAAAGAAGAUGAAGAAGCCCACAAAGUGUCACCCGCGAGGCAGAGCAAGCUGGCAGAAUUACGGAAACUGACAGAGAAGCUCGGAGGCAGUGGGAGUGAGAGGGAUGAGAAAGGAGAAGGAGAUGGAACCCAGCAAAGUGUUUCAGAGGCCACAGGCGCUUCUGGGAUGCAGAAGAGGACCAUCGCAGUAGGAGAUGAUCGCCUACUAGAGGAAAAAGUUCUUUACUACAUCUCAGACAUGACAGAAAUUGGGGUGACCACUGACCAAAUGGAGACUGCCGAAGUCGGAGUCGCAACCGAGGGAACAGAGACUCAGGAAAUCGGCGUUCUUGCAGUUUCUGAAACUCGUGAGGUUUCGGUGUGGGUGAUGGAGUCCUUGCUUGGUGUUCGCAGUGAGGCAGAACAAGAGAUGGAAAUCUUGCAGGAUACCAUCCUCCACCAGAAAGAAGCUAUUCUAACACUGGAAAAUCGUCUUGCUGAGGCCAAUCAAGAGGUGGAGAGGCUGCAGACUCUGGAAAGUAACACGUUCAAGACGCUCGAGGACAAAGCCGUCCAGGCACAGGCAGAAACCAGUAGUGUCAUGGUGGAAGCCGUCGUCUCCCUAACCUCUGCCUGCGUGGGAGGAUCGAUAUUGGCAGACACGAGGAGUGUGGCCGUCAGCUGUUGUUCGGAGGUCAAGGAGGCGGGAGUGGGACUGGACUUCGCACUUCUGAUGAAGGACCAAGAGGUUCAAACAGAAAGGCAAGAAAGUGGCAUCCCAGAUGGCCCAAAACUGGAAAGUGUUAAGAAAGAAGCUGAAUCUGACCUGGUCCUGAUGAAAAUGGAGGUGGAUGCGGAGGGAAGCAAAGCGACCAGCAAAGUUGAAGAACCAAGUGCUAAUCUGAGGUCAAAUGUUGGAAAUAUAAGUGAGAGAGUGGAAAAGAAGAGAGGAGAAAAAGGAGAAGCUAUGGAAGAAGGAGGCCAUGGUAGCGACAGCAAAGGUGUGCUCAAGUCCAUCAUGAAGAAGAAGGACAGCUCAUCCAACAAGGAGUCUAGCAGCAGGAAAAAGAGUCUUCAGUUUGUAGGAAUACUUAAUGGCGGGUACGAGUCGACAUCCAGCGAAGAUGAGGAGGAGGAGGAGGAUGAAGAAGAAAGUUCAUCAUCAGCAGAGGAGCUUGGCUGCCAAGAGAGCAGUGAGGAAGAGGCAGGGGAGCUGAUUGAGACGUCAGAAGAUGAGCUGAAUGUGAACAUGGAAGAGAGCGACAGCGACCAGGAAGCAAAGCCCAAGGCAGAUGGAGAUCAGCACAAGGAAGUCAAAGAGAAAUUUGAUCUCAGCAAGAAGAUGAGAGAAGCCUGUCUGAUUCUGAAGAACCACCUGAACGAUGACAGCAGUGUGCUGAAGAGCAAAGAAGUGCUCGCCAGCUCACACGCCAUCCAGCAGGAGUGGUUCCGGGUGUCAAGUGCAAAGUCAGCUCUGCCCACACGGGUGUCCGACUAUCUGAUGGCUUUUUCGGAGGUGUCUCCAGCUCUUCUACGUCACGUUAUCAACAUGGCGGACAGCAAUGGCAACACAGCCCUCCACUACAGCGUCUCACACUCCAACUUCACCGUGGUGGGCCUCCUUCUUGAUACAGGUGUGUGCUCUGUAGACCACCAGAACAAAGCUGGGUAUACGGCCAUCAUGCUGGCAGCUCUGGCUGCUGUGGAGGCUGAGGAGGAUAUGUCCAUUAUCAGGAAACUCUUUAGCUUGGGAAACGUCAACGCCCGAGCCAGUCAGGCGGGUCAAACAGCACUAAUGCUGGCUGUCAGCCACGGACGGCAAGAAAUGAUGCAAGCCCUGCUGGACUGCGGUGCCAAUGUCAACAUGCAGGAUGACGAAGGUUCAACGGCCCUGAUGUGUGCCAGUGAACACGGCCGAGCGGAGAUCGUAAAGCUGCUGCUGGCACAGCCGGGCUGCGACGUCUCCAUCGCUGAUAAUGAUGGCAGCACUGCGCUAUCAAUCGCACUUGAGGCGGCUCACAAUGACAUUGCAAUGCUGCUCUACGCCCACAUGAACUACACCAAAAGUCAAGCAGCCGGAACACCAAAGACUACAUCCACAAGUCCCAACAGCCCAGGAAAGCCUGUUUUGGAUGAAGAAUAAUUGUUUGGAGACUGGACAGAAGACAUUUCCUUCAGAUGAAAUUAAACAUACACAACAUGUAAAGAUCUUUAUAAACAAGUUGUUAUAUAAUACCAGUAUUAUCAUUUGCUCAAAAUUAUAAUACUCAUGGUGGAAACCAAGGGUGGGGGGUUGGGUUUGGUUGAGUGGCUGCAAACAGCAUAAAUGAAACCCAUCAGUUCUUCCACCUUUAAUCCAAAUAAAGGCCAAGUAGUUGAGGUUUAGACACUGGAAAAUGUGGUGCAAUGAUCGAACAAUUGUGAAAAUGUUGUUUAAAUACACAAUCUUCCAAAGAAGAAAACAUGAAAAUGCCCAGUGCAAUUCUGCAAGCAAAAAAGGCCAGGUAAUAAACAAAAAUGACCAAAGACUUUCAUCUGUUGCGUAAAGACAGGCAUGAUCUUGCUUAAGAUUUCCUUUAAAGGAAUACUCCACAUUUUUGUAUGUCGCUUACCACAUGUAGUUUGUUUUGAUUGCUGCAGAAAAUGUCAUUUUUUCAUGCAGAGCAGAGAUGUUUGACAUAAUACAAGCUAAAGAUGACCAUUUUGUUGUUAAGAAACCACUAAAAAAAAAAACCCCACACCAAGUCAUGUUGCAUAAUUCACAUCAGUUAUCCAGGUGUACACCCACAACAGGCAAUACAAAUGCAUUUUUGAAAAGAAAAAAAAAAAA